UUUCACAAUUACCAACAAAUGGGUUUAAACAGAAAAGCUUUUACUGUGUCUUCUUCAUCUUCGCUGACUACCCCCCACCAAACCUCCGAAUUUCUCCCAUAUGGACCUUCUGAUCCGCAAGUUUCGCCUCCUUCUCCUUGCCUGGCUCCAUCCACAUCGUUCCGUUUCAAUUUCAGGCCCUGUGUCCUUUGUGAGGCGCUUCUCAUACAAGGAUAUAAAGAGGGCAACGGAUGGUUUCCGCAGAAUCAGUUAUAGCAAUUCUUAUGGGGUUGCUUAUAAAGCCAUAUUUCAGGAUGGUCUUGUUGCCUUGGUAAAAGAAGUAAGAGAUUUUAAUCAAGGGAAGGACAUCUUCUAUGGGGAAGUGCAACGAUUGGGCCGAUUGCAUCAUCGGCACCUUCUUGCACUUAGAGGAUUUUCCACAGGACGUAAAAGAUUCCUAGUAUUUGAAAGCAUAGAAAAUGGAAGCCUGAAAGAGCAUCUUAAUGAUCCUCUGAAGACUCCGUUGAAUUGGAGGACGAGGCUACAAAUAGCUAUUGGUGUAGCAGCCGCACUGGAAUAUUUGCAACUCUUCAAUGAACCACCAAUAUAUCAUGUCUCCAUCAGGUCUAGUAAUAUCCUAUUAGAUGAGAACUUCACCGCAAAGCUAGCUGACGUUGGUAUUCUUAGUUCUGGUGGAAAUCAUGCCACUGCACAAAAUGUCUCAUGUUCAAAAGAUUGCACAGGUCAGGAAGGUAAGAACAUAAUCUUCCAGCUUGGAGUUCUAAUUCUGGAGCUAAUAACUGGUCAAUCAUCAGAGAAGGGAGGUGUUGAUUUAAUUCAAUGGGUCCAAGAAUCUCGGUUAAGCAGAUCCAUGCAAAAGAUGAUAGACCCAGAUCUUGGAAACAGUUAUGAUUCGAGAGAGCUCAACAAUCUUUUAGCUGUUGCAAGAUUGUGUAUUAAAUCUGGGGAAAAGCCAACAUUUUCUAUACCACAAAUAUUUCGGUAUCUCCAGAAGAAGGUGGACAUUCCACGUGAUUAGUGUUUCUCAUUUGGUUAGGCCUUUUUUGCUGUGAAAUUUACAUGUUGAUUGGAAAUGGAGAUGAUGUUGUCUCUUGGGAUUCUACUUCCUCGUUUGCAAGGGAGCCUAAAUUUUCUAUCACAACAAGCUGGUGCCUAAAUUCUCUAUU
This is a messenger RNA of Vitis riparia (riverbank grape), 1166 nucleotides long. RefSeq names its product probable receptor-like protein kinase At1g49730. The record is from RefSeq and is a predicted model, not a curated record. The transcript has 7 exons. Gene Ontology annotation, biological process: protein phosphorylation. Lineage: Eukaryota; Viridiplantae; Streptophyta; Magnoliopsida; Vitales; Vitaceae. Gene Ontology annotation, cellular component: plasma membrane. Bases 101 to 1018 code for a protein of 305 amino acids. Gene Ontology annotation, molecular function: ATP binding; protein kinase activity.